Messenger RNA from Schizosaccharomyces cryophilus OY26, 1896 nucleotides. Its product is annotated as triose phosphate transporter. Gene Ontology annotation, molecular function: antiporter activity. Lineage: Eukaryota; Fungi; Ascomycota; Schizosaccharomycetes; Schizosaccharomycetales; Schizosaccharomycetaceae. The coding region runs from base 292 to 1389 and encodes 365 amino acids. Gene Ontology annotation, cellular component: Golgi apparatus. The record is from RefSeq and is a predicted model, not a curated record. The transcript has a single exon. Gene Ontology annotation, biological process: protein O-linked glycosylation via fucose; GDP-fucose import into Golgi lumen.
UUCGUUUUGGGAUGCGCAGUAAGCUUGACAUACUCCAUCCACUUGCCUUAGGGCUAUUUUCGAAAAUCUCAAGUAUUUAUCGGUCUAUUUGAUUAUUUAUCUUUUGAUUCACUCCAUUAACGUUCUUUUCUAUCUCGUCAAUCUACAUUCUAUCACUUGCUUUAUUAUUUUUUCAAAUUCCUUAUAUGAGGAUUUGUAGAACUUUCUAAUCAUUCCUAGAUAAAUUGUUUAUGCUUUGAAUUUACAUUGCCCUUUUUUUUCUUUCUCUUCUUCUCAAACCAUUUAUAAUCAAUGAGUCGACCUCCCUCUUACUGGGCUUCUUAUAGUUCUCUGCCAGACCAAGACUAUGAUGACAAAAAUUCGUAUUCUGUCUCCACGUCUCCCUUGCCACCUUUAUCAUCUACUUCCACUAUCCAAUCCUCUGAGCCGAAGGACAAAUUGAAAGUCAUUGAUUCCGAAUCCCAGCUACCUUCCUCUUCCUCAGCCCCUCCUUCUCGUUUGAAGAUCUUCUUUGCUGUUGCAUCACAAAUUCUGUUUGCGAUCCUUGUAACCAUUCUGAAUAAGCAAGCCCUUAAUGUUGUGCGAGCCCCUCUUCUAAUGCUUUCUCUCCAAAUGGCCUUCACGGCUACUAUGGUCAAGGUCUAUUGGCGUCUUUCCUCGAAUGCCUCUCAAACUCUACAUCUUUCCUCGGUGAAACAGCUGAAAAAAUUCAUUUUCGUGAAAAUUUUAGGUAUCGUUAGCAAAACAUACUGUCUCUCUUUUGUACCUGUCUCUUUUUACCAAAUAUCGCGUGGCUUACUGUUGCCCUUCACGAUUCUUCUCUCCUUCUUAUUGCUUCGUCAAAAAACCCAUAUUUUCCCUCUCACUGGCUGCUUUUUAGUUAUGCUUGGAUUUGUUUUUGGUGUCCAGUUUGAGCAACACGUUCCCUUCAUCGGGGUCGCAUUGGGCAUUUGGAGCUCGUUUACAACAGCCAUUGAGUCUGUCGCUGUUAAGCAUUACGUUCAUGAGUUUCCUACUUUUGAUCUCAUUUAUAUAUUCGCAACCUAUAUGUCUGCCUUUUGUCUUUGUCUUUCCGUUUUCUCUCUCGAACUUUUCAAUGUCGUCAAAACUGUGAGUGGAGCGGAAGUAACCAAGUUCUCUCUUAUUCUCCUUGCUGCCUCUUGCUCUAAUUUCUAUUUAAAUAUUGCAACCUUUACCCAAAUCAAAGUCACCUCCCCUGUUUCUUAUAUGAUUUCUGUUGCAGCUCGUGGUGUUCUUCAAACAAUUUUUGCUGUUACCUUUUUACACGAGACUCUUUAUGUAAAUCGCAUUUACGGUGUCAUUCUCAUUCUCGGCGGUACCACUCUCUACACGCUUGCCAAGGAACGCGAACGCCGUAUGGCAAAUUAAACUCAAUUUUGCUUCAACGAUAUUUUUCUAUUUUUCUAUUUUUUUUCCUUUUUCUCUCGUUUGUAUGCUGCCUUUGUUCUUUGUAUCUUCAUGUUUUAAUUCGUUUUCUGUUUUCCGUUUUAUUCAAUGAGUCCGCAGAACCUUUCGUUUUGCACUUUUCUUUUCUUUUCUGUUUAUUUUUCGUUUCUUUCUGUAUGUUUAUUCAUGAAUUUUUUUAAUCCUUUUUCUUUUUUUCCCAUAGCUCUAGUCUUUCUUUCCUUUUCUGGGCUGUCCUAAAAUUACAAAUCAUAAUGCAACAUGUUUAAAAGUAUAAGACAUUUCAGUAGCUAAUCUUCAAUUUGUUUUCUCUUCUUUUUUGUUUUUUGUUUUUGCUUUUAGACUUUUACUUUGGUUUUUAUUUACUGAGUUACUAGUCCUAUUUCCUAGCCCAAACAAUAUCUACCUUUGUUUACAUAUACGCUCCUUCAUAAAGAGGAUCUACAAGACAAAAUUGGUGGAACCACUCGC